Alosa alosa (allis shad) is the source of this 6164-nucleotide messenger RNA. RefSeq names its product cullin 5a (gene cul5a). Gene Ontology annotation, molecular function: ubiquitin protein ligase binding. Lineage: Eukaryota; Metazoa; Chordata; Actinopteri; Clupeiformes; Clupeidae. Bases 57 to 2399 code for a protein of 780 amino acids. Gene Ontology annotation, biological process: protein ubiquitination; SCF-dependent proteasomal ubiquitin-dependent protein catabolic process. The record is from RefSeq and is a predicted model, not a curated record. Gene Ontology annotation, cellular component: SCF ubiquitin ligase complex; Cul5-RING ubiquitin ligase complex. The transcript is spliced from 19 exons.
AUAACGUUACCCAAGUAAAACUCGCGAGAUUGAACGAGGGGAUAAGUUGAGGAAAUAUGGCGACGUCUAAUUUGUUAAAGAACAAAGGGUCCCUCCAGUUCGAGGACAAAUGGGAUUUGAUGCGGCCAAUUGUCCUGAAGCUGCUUCGUCAAGAGUCUGUGACCAAGCAGCAGUGGUUCGACCUGUUCUCAGAUGUCCAUGCCGUCUGCCUGUGGGAUGAUAAAGGUCCUGCAAAGAUCCACCAGGCACUGAAGGAGGACAUCUUAGAUUUUAUCAAGCAAGCUCAGGCCCGAGUACUCAGCCAUCAGGAUGACACUGCUCUGCUCAAGGCCUACAUUGUGGAGUGGAGGAAGUUCUUCACGCAGUGUGACAUCCUGCCCAAGCCUUUCUGCCAGCUGGAGAUCACUUUGAUGGGCAAGCAGGGCAGCAACAAGAAAUCUAAUGUGGAGGACAGUAUAGUGAGGAAGCUCAUGUUGGACACCUGGAAUGAAUCCAUCUUCUCGAACAUCAAGAACCGCUUACAGGACAGUGCCAUGAAACUGGUCCAUGCAGAGAGGCUAGGAGAGGCCUUCGAUUCACAGCUGGUCAUUGGGGUGCGGGAGUCAUAUGUGAAUCUGUGCUCCAACCCAGAGGACAAGCUGCAGAUCUACAGGGACAACUUUGAGAAGGCGUACCUGGACUCCACUGAGAGAUUCUACAGGACACAGGCGCCCUCAUACCUGCAGCAGAAUGGCGUGCAGAAUUACAUGAAAUAUGCAGAUGCUAAGCUGAGGGAGGAGGAGAAACGUGCCCUUCGCUAUUUGGAGACGCGGCGUGAAUGUAACUCUGUCCAAGCACUUAUGGAAUGUUGUGUGAAUGCUCUUGUGACGUCCUUCAAAGAAACCAUUCUGGCAGAAUGUCCUGGCAUGAUAAAACGCAAUGAAACUGACAAGCUGCACCUGAUGUUCUCGCUCAUGGACAAAGUCCCCAGUGGAAUUGAACCCAUGCUCAAGGACCUGGAGGAACACAUCAUCAAUGCUGGACUAGCAGACAUGGUAGCUGCGGCUGAGACUAUUACUACUGACUCUGAGAAGUACGUGGAGCAGCUUCUCACUCUCUUUAACCGCUUCAGCAAAUUAGUGAAGGAGGCAUUUCAGGAUGACCCUAGGUUCCUGACAGCCAGAGACAAGGCAUACAAAGCUGUGGUUAAUGAUGCCACAAUAUUUAAGCUGGAACUGCCAACGAAACAGAAGGGGGUGGGCUUGAAAACACAGCCGGAGUCCAAGUGUCCAGAGCUGCUGGCCAACUACUGUGACAUGCUGCUGAGGAAGACUCCGCUCAGCAAGAAGCUCACCUCCGAGGAGAUAGAAUUAAAACUAAAGGAAGUGCUAUUGGUGUUGAAGUACGUCCAGAAUAAGGAUGUCUUCAUGCGGUAUCAUAAAGCCCAUUUAACGAGGCGUCUGAUCCUGGACAUCUCGGCAGACAGUGAGAUAGAGGAGAACAUGGUGGAGUGGCUCAGGGAAGUAGGUAUGCCUGCAGACUAUGUAAACAAGCUUGCCCGGAUGUUCCAGGAUAUCAAAGUGUCAGAGGAUCUCAACCAGGUCUUUAAGGAGGUGCAUAAACACAACAAAUUAGCAUUACCAGCGGACUCUGUCAACAUCAAGAUCCUGAAUGCGGGUGCGUGGUCACGAAGCUCGGAGAAGGUGUUUGUGUCUUUGCCGACAGAGCUGGAGGAUUUAAUCCCUGAGGUGGAGGAGUUCUACAAGAAGAACCACAGUGGCAGGAAGCUGCACUGGCACCACCUCAUGUCCAAUGGGAUUAUCACAUUCAAGAAUGAAGUGGGGCAGUAUGACCUGGAGGUGACCACUUUCCAGCUGGCUGUUCUCUUUGCCUGGAACCAAAGACCCCGAGAGAGGAUCAGUUUUGAGAACCUGAAACUGGCCACAGAGCUGCCGGAUGCAGAACUCAGGCGGACACUGUGGUCUCUUGUUGCCUUCCCAAAGCUGAAACGUCAAGUCCUGUCAUAUGAACCUCAAGUUGGCUCACCCAAAGACUUCACUGACAGCACGCUGUUUUUCGUCAACCAAGAGUUCUCCUUGAUAAAAAACUCCAAGGUUCAGAAGAGGGGCAAAAUCAACCUGAUCGGCCGUCUCCAGCUGACCACGGAGAGGAUGAGGGAAGAGGAGAACGAAGGCAUCGUCCAGCUGAGAAUAUUAAGGACGCAGGAAGCCAUCAUCCAGAUUAUGAAGAUGCGCAAGAAGAUCACCAACGCACAGCUGCAGACGGAGCUGGUGGAGAUCCUGAAGAACAUGUUCCUGCCGCAGAAGAAGAUGAUCAAAGAGCAGAUCGAGUGGCUCAUCGAACACAAAUACAUCAAGCGGGACGAGACGGACAUUAAUACCUUCAUUUACAUGGCGUAGCGGAGACACAUUUGCAGACACUAAGGAAGAGAUUGACAACAACGAUGAUGAUGAUGAUGAUGAUGACUUUGAUGAGAAGGAGGAGGGUGUUGCCGGUGGGGGGGUUCGUCCGUAGUAGGAGUGGGAUGCCUUCUGGACCCUGUACUAGCUGCCGGCCCCCUUGUCUGCACACAAAACGGGCUGGUUUUAAGAUCAACAGUCACAAUUCAUUAUAGCCAGAAGAAGAAAAAAAACCACAACAACAAAACAAUCCCUGCCUUAUGUUACAUUUUAACAAGAAAAAUGAACCAGGGGAUAAAUGUUUAACGAAAAAAAAAAGAUACACAAGUGAUGAUAAGAAUUUUAUUAUUAUUUUUUUUUUUUGCCAAUGGGUAGACAGGAGGCAUGGUGGGCAGUCGCCGUUUGUGUGUCUACAUCUUCUUCAGCAUGCUGUCUCUGGGGAGCCCCUUUCCGUUCAUCACAGGACUUGUCUGUGCAGUGUUUUGGACAAACGCCCCUGUUCCCCAUCCACAGGUCUCAGCUCCAUCCUACACCCCCUAAACCCCACCCUGCCCCACCCCGCCGCCGCCACCCAUCCAACCGCCUCCCCACACCCACCUGCCACGGCGCCACCUGUCCCAGCACACAUCCCAACACAAGCAGCACUGAAGAAGAAGAGCAAGCGCACCCCACCCGCUUUCCACCCACUGCCGAUGUCGCGGAGAAGAGCAACCCAUCAGCCUCCAACGUCACUCUGUUCCCAUGGAAAUAAAAAGAAAAAAAAAAUACAGAAAACGACUUAGAUGAAAGCAUCAGCACUUUUCACUUGCUCACAGUAUGUCUGCAUGGCUUUCUUUGGCUUGUUUGUUUAUGUUUGUUUGUCAGUUUCAUCCCAUGCUUGUUUUUCCCCUUCAAGAUUUUCUUUGGUUUGUUUGUUUGAGUUCAUCAUUUGGUUGUUUGAUUUUUGCCAAUACUUGAUCGGUUAGCUGUGGGUGUGAAGUGCUUUAAGCGUCCUGGCGUACAAACUUCACUGAAGAUCUGCAGCCCCCAAUGGCACAUCAUCAGACAGGGAGAGCCCUGUUUUCACACUGCUAAAGUUUUGUUUGUUUGAGUGUGAACUAGCUAUUCAUUGUCAUUUGGUUUAAUCCAAUGUCAAGGUCAGACAGAACGUUUAUCAUGGCAUAUUAACUGUUUUCACUCUUAUUUGGGCUGAAACAGAGGUAGUUAAUCUUCACACCACACACUCUGGGAAGCGUCAGAUGAUAGAAGUUCAUGUAACCAUUUCAGAAUGAGUACUCAUCUCAGACGCAAUGUGAAACUAAGUGUAUUGCCAAUUCUGCCUAUGUUGGAUAGCAACUGAGAGGUGAGGCCCCUGGCCAUUUGCUUGAUGAAAUGUUUGUUACAACUUUUAAGUUUUGCAUUGAAGAAAUAGAAAAUUCCAAGUGGAACUGAGGUUUGUGGUGGCACUGAGUUUAAGUGACUGAACUGCAUCACAGAAAUGUUUAAAAACACCAGUAACACAGUGAUUACAUUCGACCUUGGUACGAGAUGGAGCAACUGUUGACGUGGUUAGCAAAAGAAGGAAAAGAAAGCACUUGUGAACCUAACAGCAGAUGUAUCGGAAGUGGUGCAUAGAGUUUGGAAGAGUUACUGCCUGUCACUUUGAUGAGCAAUGUGGAGCUUCUCCUGUCACCGGUUUAUGCCCUUGUGUGGUCACACAUUGCCAAAGUAAAAUUUUGCAUAGUCACAUAAUUUCUAUAGAUUACGUGGAGGAUGGCCUAUGCCAGCGUGCGUUCACUAAUCUUAGUCAUUUUAUGACAAUUUUUUAGAUGUUUCCUUAUUCAUCUUGUCUUGUGUAACUCAUCCCAGUCAAGCUACAAUCAUUUAAGGAGGAAGUAGCCAUUGUUAUCCACCAAGUUUCAAUGUCCCAGAUUUAAGAGAUGUAAAUUCCAUUGGGAUUUCUUUCCUGGUUAUUUAUUUGUUAUUUAUGCCAGAAUAUAUGUGUGAUUGAAUGUUUGAUAAAGAAUGAGUGUAGCCUUUACUACAUGUUGCCUCUUAGGGUUGUACAUAAUAACUUUGAAUUUGUUUCAAUGAAAAUAGGUUGAGAAGGUUGCAACACUAUUUCUUGCAUUUCGCAGAGGUCUUUUUGUCUCACCAAUGAUAACAAAAGUGACCUGUGUGUCGGUGAGAGAAAAGAUGACAACCUUUGUUCUAAUUGUCAUAAAUAUCAAUGCAGAAGUUCACCAGGUUUUGUUCCAUUUUUUGGUCCCUUUUAAAAAAAAAAAAAAUUAUUCCAUGUAAAAGGGGAAAAGUUACCUUUAGACCGUUGCUAUUUCCCAUACAGCAGUUAUUAGCAAUUCUGCACAUUCGUCACAAUUUUUACAUUUCAGUCCAUAAAAGCCUAGUCUGCUUUGCAGCACUUUUAUAACAAUAUGACUUGUGAAUUAAUAACACACAUAUGGACAAUAUGAAUUUAAACACACUUUGGGAUUAAAUUGUAUUUCUAUGUUAACCACUUGCCAUAUGAAAUGCAGAGUUGAGUUACAUUACAGUUAGUCUUGUUCCCUUCUUUAAAGGUGGAAAUGGUGUGAGACUACAAUCAUGUAAUUCUGCAGAAAUUAUUAAAAGAUGGUUUUUGUAUGUACAUACAUGUGUAUUCUGUGCUUCUUGUUGCCGGUACAGGAUUUUUCUUGCAUAUGUUCACGAAUGGCAAGCUUUUGCACAUCAAAUCAAACACACAAAUACCUGAAACACAGUAUCAAGAAGCAUAGACUACACCACAGUAUUGGGAAAGUGCUUUUUCACUCUUCGGCAACUAUCCGAAUGUUGAUUACAGCAGGUUUAAAAGCAUUCUACCAUUUGAGGACCAAAACAAAAUAAAAUUUCCCCAUAUAUUUCAAUACGGUCAAUACUGAGUUCCAAGCACAUAAAUUAUUUUUUCAUGCAUCGCCAUAACUUCCCAAACCAUCUGUGCACCACUCUUCUAUAUCAGUCCAGUGUCAUCGCAAACUCAGUUCACUGCUUUCUGUAACAGUAUGAGAUUCCAUCAGUUGAAAGCUCAGACAGGGUAGCUGCCCCAUUAACAGAUAUAGAACAAGCACCAGAGAUAGCCACUAUGUGUGUGUUUCUCAGUAUGAUGUGUUUGUUCUGGAUAACUUCAACUGGAUUCACUUGUGCAAGUAAUUUUGGUAGCAGACAGCAGGAACGAGUCAGUGCUCCUCAGCAUUUGGCAGCAUAAUGAUGACUGUAUUUUUCUUGUUACCAUCAAUCAUAUUUUUACAUUGUAUUUUAGCCCUAAACAUUUACAUUUAAGUUGUUUUUUUUCUAUUUACAGUCAUGUGCUGUAAUUAUUGCAUUAAAUAGACAUGUUUGUAGACAUUCAAAAAAUAUUCCAUGUAAACUGCAGUGUAGCUUGUUCUUGGUUUUGUGUUUGAAAAAACACAAUCUCGUCUUCAUUUCUUUAAAAGAUUGGAUAACAAUUAAGCAGGCAUGUCUGUUUCUUCAGAUCUAGGGUGAACCUUCAUGAUCAGACUGACAUUUCAGGUGGGGAGCUGUAGCCUUGUGAACUGAAAACUUGAAGUAAAAUCUUUCAUCAUUAUUUGUAUUUAUCAAUUGAAUGUGUGCCACUACUCAGCAAGGACAUAAGCCGUACAGUGUUUGAAUGGAUGUUCUCUUUUCUUCUUUUGCAGUCUGGUUGGAACUACUUUGAUGUACUGCAUUUUUGAACGAGUUACUUUUUUAAGUUGUAUAAUUUAUUUCCUGGCAAAUAAAAAGGUCUGGUAAAGA